Messenger RNA from Heterocephalus glaber (naked mole-rat), 3110 nucleotides. RefSeq names its product RAB36, member RAS oncogene family (gene Rab36). The record is from RefSeq and is a predicted model, not a curated record. Gene Ontology annotation, molecular function: GTPase activity; GTP binding. Lineage: Eukaryota; Metazoa; Chordata; Mammalia; Rodentia; Bathyergidae.
CGAUCUCUUUCCAAAGUCAGUCCCGCCCACAUCCCACCCCCAGCGUCCAGGAUUCGUCGAACGCCCGCGGAUCCCGCGUGGCCCGCGUUGCCGUGGUGAUCCCGCGCCGCCCUACAGUACUAGGCCUCGCGGAGCCCGGAGCCUUUGCAGGCGUGGACUCUGGAAGAAUGAAAUCCUCCCUGACACCUUUGGGGCCUCCUGUGAGCCGAGACCGCAUCAUUGACACCCUUCCUAAGUGGUACACACCUGAUGCCUGUCUGCAGCUCAGGGAGCACUUCCAUGGGCAGGUCAGCGCAGCUUACCAGCGCAGGAACACUGGGACUGUUGGGCUCAAGCUCUCCAAGGUGGUUGUCGUUGGCGAUCUCUAUGUAGGGAAGACCAGCCUCAUCCACAGGUUUUGCAAGAAUGUUUUUGAUCGGGACUAUAAGGCCACUAUUGGGGUGGACUUUGAAAUCGAGCGCUUUGAGAUUGCUGGAAUUCCCUACAGCCUCCAGAUCUGGGACACAGCCGGUCAGGAGAAGUUCAAGUGUAUCGCAUCUGCCUAUUACCGGGGUGCUCAGGUGAUCAUCACAGCCUUUGACCUCACUGAUGUGCAAACCCUGGAGCAUACCAGGCAGUGGCUGGAGGAUGCACUAAGGGAGAAUGAGAUGGGAUCCUGCUUUAUCUUCCUCGUGGGAACCAAAAAGGACCUUCUGUCAGGGGCAGCAUGUGAGCAGGCUGAAGCAGAGGCUGUGCACCUGGCCAAUGAGAUGCAGGCUGAGUACUGGUCGGUGUCAGCCAAGACAGGAGAGAAUGUGAAGGCAUUCUUCAGCCGUGUUGCUGCCCUGGCGUUUGAGCAGUCAGUACUGCAGGACCUGGAGAAGAGGAACAGCACCCAGCCCCAGGUCGGCGAUGGAGACCUUAUCCGAAUGGAGGGAAAUUCAUCCGAGACCCAGGAAAGCAAGAGGCCUUUUAGCCUAGGCUGCUGUUAGCUGGACUGGCACCAGAGGUCCCCCACUUCCUGUACAUGCAUGGGCAUAGGCUUCUGUGACUAUGGAGGGGUAACAUGGAGCCUGUCUCCCUCAAGAUCUGGAGGGCCUGUGUACCCAGGGCUCAGCUACUUUUCUUUAGCAGUAAGAUAACUGGAUGCUGAUGCACCUUACAUUGCCUGCUCAGGGAUCCAUACAGCCUGCUAGUGGGGACACCGAAGUGAUCUGAAAGGCCAGUCCCUUCUGCACUCAUCAUUCAGUCACCCAUGGCUUUGAAAGGCCUCAGGACACUUCUGCAGUGGCCCACAUCCCUCACCAUGGCACUGUUUCCCAGCAAUCCUGGAUGUGGCUUCAGAAUCCUUCUCAUCACAAUGUUUCAGGCAACCAGGACCUGUCAAAGUUGGCCUGUGAGGGAAAGCCCAUCUGCUGUCCCACCUGGAAAUUUUCUGUUAUCAACAGGACAUGCAGUUCUGGGCCUCAGAGCUUGAGGCCUCCUGUCCACUUCCCCUCUGCCACAGACUUCCAGGUUCCCUGGGCAGCCCUGCAUCUUCCAAGGGCAAAGGACAAGAAGUUCUCUUGGUCCCCUUCUGACCAGGCGACCCUCUCUCGCAUCUCUGAGCUCCUCAUAGCCUUGCGCUCAAGGUUGGAGGGUAAGGAAGGGCUGAACCAGUCACUUGUGCCUCUGACCCAUCUGGAGGAUAAAUUUUCCUGGCCAUGCUGUGAGAUGAAGAUUGCAUGGCCACCCCUUGGAUGAAUCAUUGUACACCCCCUUACCUUGGCACUGCCCUACUGUGACCCAUGCCAGUGUGUACUAUUGCCUCUCCAGUCUUCUCUCCCACUGGCUUGCAUAUUUCUUAGGACUUGUGUAAUGGUGUCCACACACCUCUGCAGGACUUUGGAAACCCUUCAGAGUCUAGCAUGUUCCUGACUCCACCAUUCCUCCUGCACAGCCAGUGCAGGCAGGGAUAUCCUCCCUACCUAGCUCUCUGCCCAGAGGGUCUGCCCUCCUUUCUGCCCCUUGUGUUGCUCCUCCAGGAGGUCCUCCCUGACCCCUCAUCACUGCUAUUCGCUGCCCCCUGCUGCUGUGGCCAUGAGUCUCUGCCCUGUCAUCCCCACCCUCUUCCCAUAGGUAGGUGGGUACAUCCAGCAUCCUUGUUUCUCAGGGAUGGUGAGCAUUUUUCAGGCAGCCUAUGCCAGUCAGCACCCUCUCCUAAUGCCUAGCACACCAGUUGUGCACCAUGAAUGUUCACUGAAUCAUAGCAACUGCCAAGUAUCAGACAAGAACACCGGCAUGUUCUUCUGUUAAUUAUUCCUUUGCUGUAUUUUUAGCUCAUAUAUAUCACUUCUUUACAUAAAUUGCUUUUAAAGGAAUUGUGUACUUAGUGUAAAACAAGAGUACAAAGUAUAUAAAAUACAGAUUAGAAAUACCACCUCUGGUUGGUCACAUGCCAAACAUAAACGUGAUCAAUAGUUGGUACAGUUCCUUCUGGGAUAUGUUUACCUGUGUGCAAACCACAUUUGUUUUGUUUUGUUUUUCGGUACCAGGGAUUGAACUCAGGACCUUGCACUUGCAAGGCAGGUGCAGUGCCACUGAGCUAAAUCCCUGGCCCUACAUUUGUUAGCUUAUUUCCCCAGAGUGACUUUGUGUUGUACAUGCUGCCUAACAGGCUACCUUCCCCAUGGACCACCUGGGCUUCCUUACUGCAGAUGCACACAGCCUCCUCAUUCCUUCAGCAGCCACUCAGCUUUCUUUAGUGUAGACAAUUUCACCUAACUGGCCCCAUAUACAGGUCACUUAGUUUGUGUUCAGCAGUUAGCUUUUACUGAUGGUGCUGCAAUAGCCAUCUUUGUAAUGAUAGUGUACACUCAGGAUUCCCACAGGAGGUCCUCCUGGCCUGGUCCACUAUGGGGGAGGGAGCACACUGGGGGUGCAUUAGGGAGGACCAAGUUUGUCGGGUGCAAACAGAAUGGAAAUGACCAGCCAAGAUGGCCUGGCUCCCUCCCCUUCCCCACUCCCCAGGAUAGUGGUGGUAGAGGGGAAUAUGCUGUCCUGCUGUUACCAGCUCCUAAGCUGGACACCCAGUGUUUCAUGUACACCUGAACUUCUGUAAAUGGUACUUUAUUAAACUCUCAUAUUCCCCA